Molecule: messenger RNA, 801 nt
Organism: Diaporthe citri
Lineage: Eukaryota; Fungi; Ascomycota; Sordariomycetes; Diaporthales; Diaporthaceae
Exons: 2
Coding region: 1-801 (266 amino acids)
Source: RefSeq, a predicted model, not a curated record
AUGUCUUCCAACAAUGACAAUAUCAUGGCUCGAUUCCUCUUCGCGAUACUGCAGCAGAAAAACCUCAAAGAUAUUGACUGGAAUGCUGUUGCCCACAACCCAAUAUUGGCCCAGGAGAUCACAAACGGCCAUGCUGCCCGAAUGAGGUACUCCCGAUUCCGUAAUUCCCUGCUGAAUAUUGAGCCUCAACGACGAAACCGAGCGGGCGCCAACAAGUCGAAGAUCACCAAAUCCAAGAAGGAAAAGACAAAGAAGGAGAAUGAUCAGCCCAUCAAGCACGAUCCGAGCGCAUCACCGGACACACAACAGCAAGAGUCCAAAGCGCCGUCACCAAAGGUCAAGGGCGAGGCUUUGGUCAAGAGAGAAAUCCAACAGACGCCCUCCGAGGCUUGCAUCGCUCCAGCCGAAAUGCCACCCAACUCCCUCCCCGACACCCAUAUGGAAUUCCACAACCGGCUCCUAACGCCUUGCAGCGAUACCGACCUCUUCGCCAUGUCUCACGGGUAUGCCACUAGCCCUGCGAGCGAUGUGCUCCACCAAGAACCAGGACACUACGACUACACGGGGGCGACUGCUCACUGCGGCCACGACACAGCGUCCUGGCAGCCAAGCCCGUCCUACUCGCCCUUUGCGAUGCCGUCGUACGACAUGGACAGCUACAAUGCUCCCGCUUCUGCGUUCUGUGAGCAUCAUCACACUACUCAUCCAGACGGCUUCGGAAUCGCCCCGAGUGUCAUGAUGGCACCUGACCAGUCUCAUGCUCUUGUGAAGCAUGAGGAGUGGGACAGCCGCUUUCACUAA